AUGGGAGUGUGGAGGGCUUCGUGCGUCUGGCUGCUGCUGUCGCUGUGCCUGCCUAGCCUGCUUGUCCUAGCACAGGAUGGCCAGCAGGCGGCGGAGCCCGCCGGGAAGGCUGCCGCCGAAGGGCAAAAGAAGAAGCCCUUCGAAAACAUGAAGAACAAACCGGCCCGUGACUACGACGGAGUCGACCCGUCCUUCGAGGCAACCCUGGAGGGCUCCAUGACCGCCGGCCAAGCGCAGAUCGAUGCCGAGACCAAGAUCGCCGCACACACGCACGCGCGGCUGGAGAGCCUGCUGAGGGGGGCGAGGACGGAGGAGUGCCGGGAAGAGAUAGUCACGGCGUACCAGCGGUACAUGGGAGCGCAGGCCCUGGAGAGAUCCUUGCCAUUCGAGGGCGAGAAGUUCUCGCCGCAGUGCGCGGACCCCAACAAGCGGCCGGACAUGCCGGAGACGGGACUAAUCGAUCCGGAGGAGGUCCGCCUCGUCUACGUUAUCCUCGCUCACGACGAGCCUGCUCAGAUUGUUCGGCUUGUGGACGCGCUAGACGAUACCCCCGGGCGCGACCGUACGUGGUUCGUGAUCCACAUCGACGCCAAGGCGGACGACGUGCAGCAGGAGAUCAAGAAGGUCUUCAUCGACCGGCCGAACGUCAUCAUCAUGGAGGAGGACAGGCUGGACGUAGCCUGGGGGGGUUUCAACGUGGUUCAGGCGUCUCUUAACGCGGUGUCCCUUGCCCUGGAGAGAGAGAUACCGUUCCACUGGCUGUGGAUACUGAGCGGGACGACCUACCCGAUCGUGUCAAACGACGCCAUCCGCGGAAAGCUGUCCUCGCACCACCCGGAGUCGAUCUUCAUGGAGGUGAAACCGUCGGUGCACAAGCCGGCGUCCACGACGUGGCACUACUUCGUCGAGUGCGACUCGGCCCUCCACCGCAUCGGUCGCAACCUCAUCCCGAGGGGCCUCGACAUGUACGUCGGGUCGCAGUGGCUGGCGAUGCCCCCUUCCGUCGCCCGGUGGCUCAUGGAGGACACGGGUCUGGUGCCCAAGUACCGCGAGUACGCCAAGCACAUCGUCGUCGCGGACGAGAACUUCCUGCCCACCGUGAUCAAGAACUCCCCCUUCUGCGGGAACCUCGUGUCCUCCAACCUCGUCCACGUGCAGUUCGACAAGUACGAGCACACGUUGGACAGGGAGGAUCGGCGAGCGGACAAGUGCCUCAUGCCCAACCCGGACCACUGUGGCCGCUCGCCUGCGACGAUGACGGUGGACUACCUCUCCGUCCUCGAGCACAGCUCCAUGCUGUUCGCGAGAAAGUUCAACCCGAAGGACUCCCAAGUCUUCGACGUUCUCGACAUGGUCCGCGACGGCGGCCAGGCCUGGAGGGAGGGCCCCACCUUCGACUACAUCUCCAUCCGAUCGCCGAUCAUCCAUUCGUCGAGCGGGGGGGCGGCCGAGCACUUGUGUCUGAGUGUCGGACCGCCACCGCCGAAGAAACCGGGGAGCCCUCCGAACACGGAGGCGGUGAUGGUCAAGUGCUCCGGCGCGGACCCUCGUCAGAUCUUUAAGCUGGGGCCCUGCAUCGGCUCACCUGUUUGAACUGGAGAACAGCAGGCCAGAACUUCC
Molecule: messenger RNA, 1620 nt
Organism: Ectocarpus siliculosus
Lineage: Eukaryota; Phaeophyceae; Ectocarpales; Ectocarpaceae
Source: the annotation of a GenBank genome assembly